Molecule: messenger RNA, 1596 nt
Organism: Symbiodinium natans
Lineage: Eukaryota; Dinophyceae; Suessiales; Symbiodiniaceae
Source: the annotation of a GenBank genome assembly
AUGGGCGCUGGCGCCAGCGCUGCGGCGAGCGAGGCCGUCAGCCUCCCCGUGGCCAAGGCCUUGAAGCGGGUGGAGCUUUCGGAGUAUUUCUCGGGGCCCUACUUGGAAGGCAAGCUCUACAGCGGAUCGGACUACUCCAGAGACCUGGCUGGCGAUGCGCAGACCUUCAAGUACGAGGCACCGGAUGGCCCGGUCCACGUGUGGCAGUUUGCCUUUGAUGCACGCGAUCUUCACACAAGUGGCGACGAUGAUUUCGUCGUCCUGUAUCACUACUGCAACGAGCUCGCAUUCACCAACAUCUGCAAUGAGCAGCAAACCGCCGCAGAGCUCUUCGCGUCCUUGGUCGACACGAGGGCCCACUUCGGCAAGGGCAUCUAUGCCACCCGGCACGAGCCAAGUGUGUGGGGGUCGCGCACCCGCGUGCUCUUGAACAACUACAGCAAUGGCAGCCCGCUGUGCGACGCCAAUGGCGAGGAGGCCCGCCGCGUGCUCCGAGAAUGGGGCGACGAGAACCCUUCCGGCCACCGCGCGGCGUUCUGCCUGCCAAUCCUGGCUCCCAAGGCCAUGGCCUACAACAUCUUCGAGCAGUUGACGCCGGACAUGUCCAGCAAGCUGGUCCACGAUCCGGACACCGGCACGGAACGCCCUGUGAAAUUGGGCGAGGACUACAAGGGCCGGGCCGUCGACCCGGCGCGCGACGUCUGGGUCGUGCGGGUGGUGGACGAUGCCGGGGCGGUCCAGAACGCGUCGGCCGAAACCGAUGGGCUCCUCCAGCUGAUGCGGCGCCGCCUCGCCCUUCUCCGGGGCGACAAGGGCGACACCGACAUGGACACCCUGGCUUGCAUGCAUGAGCUGGCUUCCAGGUUGCAAGCACGUGGACAACACGACGAGGCGGAGCAGCUCAACCGGGAGUGCCUGACCGAACGCCGAUCGAAGCUGGGCGACCAACAUCCUCACACGCUGAUCUCGAUCAACAACCUCGCCGGGCUGUUGGAGGUCGACGCCCCGUGUGGCUCUGAACACGCCCUACACUCUCCCGCUCGAAGCCGCUUGGAGGAGGCGGAGCCCCUGUAUCGCGAGGCCUUGGAGGCUCGCCGAUCGAAGCUGGGCGACCAACAUCCUGACACGCUGAUCUCGAUCAACAACCUCGCCGCGCUGCUGGAGGCUCGCGGCCGCUUGGAGGAGGCGGAGCCCCUGUAUCGCGAGGCCUUGAAGGCUCGCCGAUCGAAGCUGGGCGACCAACAUCCUGACACGCUGAUCUCGAUCAACAACCUCGCCGCGCUGCUGAAGGCUCACGGCCGCUUGGAGGAGGCGGAGCCCCUGUAUCGCGAGGCCCUGGAGGGCAGCAGGACAACACUGGGCGGCUCGCAUCCGCAUACGUUGGUCAGCGUCUACAACCUUGCCUGCCUACUGGAGACGAUUGGCCAACACGACGAGGCGGAGAAGCUCUACCGUGAGGAACUGGAACAAUGCCGGGCGAAGUUUGGAGCCACGCACGAGGAAACCUUGAGCUCCACCCAGAACCUCGCGAGGUUUCUGCAGGAGCGAGGAAAGGAGUCCAAGCUCGCCGAGCUCCUCGAGCAGUUACCGCCGUGA